Molecule: messenger RNA, 2765 nt
Organism: Priapulus caudatus
Lineage: Eukaryota; Metazoa; Priapulida; Priapulimorpha; Priapulimorphida; Priapulidae
Product: D-3-phosphoglycerate dehydrogenase-like
Exons: 4
Coding region: 109-1062 (317 amino acids)
Molecular function (GO): NAD binding; phosphoglycerate dehydrogenase activity
Source: RefSeq, a predicted model, not a curated record
GCCUUGGCUACGUGUACAAAUCGAACAAGGUCUGUAUUUAGAAAGUUAAGUUGUCUAACUGCUGUUUUCUGUUCAACCCGGAUAUUGUAACUCGUAUUCACAGAAGUCAUGCAUAUAGCCAAAGUAUUAAUUACUGACAAUAUCGAUGAAAUAUGCACAAAUAGUCUCAGGAGUGCCGGAAUUCACGUGGAUGUGAAAGUUGGAUUGACCAAAGAACAGCUUGUAGCUGACAUUUCGCAGUACGAUGCACUGGUUGUCCGCUCGCAAACGAAGGUCACUGCCGAUGUCAUUCAGGCGGGUAAGCCACAAUUGAAGCUGGUUGGACGUGCUGGCACAGGAGUAGACAACAUUGAUUUGAAGGCUGCCAGUGCAGCUGGUGUUAUGGUGCUUAAUACACCAAUGGGUAACACCAUGAGUGCAGCAGAACACACGUGUGCCAUGAUCAUGGCAUGUUCCAGGAACAUCCCACAAGGUAAUGAGGCUUUGAAAGCUGGCAAUUGGAAGCUGAGAUCAAAAUUAAUGGGCAAUGAACUAUAUGAAAAAACUAUUGGCAUUAUCGGGCUAGGUCGUAUAGGACGUGAGGUGGCUACGCGCAUGCAGGCGUUUGGCAUGAAGACAAUCGGCUACGACCCCCUCGUUCCGCCCCAGGCAAGCAAGGAGUUUGGUGUGGAGGGUUUAUCUCUGGAGCAAAUCUGGCCGCAGGCCGACUACCUCACGAUCCACGUCCCGCUGAUCCCGCAGACAAAGAACCUGCUGUGCGACGACGUCUUCGCCAAGUGCAAGCCCGGCUUCAGGGUCGUCAACGUCGCUCGCGGCGGCGUCGUCGACGAGGACGCGCUCCUGAGGGCGCUACAGUCGGGGCGCUGCGCCGGCGCCGCGCUCGACGUGUUUGCGGAGGAGCCGCCGCAGAACGCGGCGCUGCUGCAGCACCCGCGCAUGGUCGCGACGCCGCACCUAGGCGCCAGCACCGUCGAGGGGCAGCAGAGAUGCGCCGCCGAAAUCGCCGCCGAGGUCGUCAACGCUUCGCAGGGAAAGACGCCGAACGGCAUCGUGAAAGGUUGAGAUGGCGCCACCGGGGCGGCGACCCGGGAAGCGAACGAGAAAUGCAUUGCGGAGCCUCGCCUUGCCGUGCGUUACCUGUAUGUUGAUGAUGCUGGUGGGUUUUGCUGUAACCGGUGACAGGCGAUGCAAACAUGGUAGAGGGGUGGUGUGUAUUUUUUUACAUUUACGGUCGUUAUAACACAUUCCUACGUGUAUGCGUUUUCGACAUACAUGUUCUUUCAUUGGAAAAUGGUUACUCAGGUGGUGUGUACGAAUAUUUGUACACUUGUAUUUUUCAUGGUUUCGUUGACUGUGUGUUGCACCAGUUUUGCAUCUAAAGCAUUAUAUUUGUCUAAAAUUAUGUAUUCCACAACUGUCAAUGCCCAUUGGACUGAAAUUACAUAUUAUAACAAAAACGGGCCUUGCAUGCACUUGUGAUAGGGAUAUUACUUAUACAUUCCACAAAUGUGUGUACAUCAUUCUGUGAUAUGUUACUAGGAACUGGUGUUGCAGAUUAGAGGUCUUAAUUACAAAUGGGUAUCUAGGUGGCCUGGAAUAUUCCUAAUCUUUUGAGUCUAACUGUGAAAUUCCUCACACAUAAUGUAAAGCUUGGUAUAAAGUAUGAUGCAACAAGUGUAUCAAUGGCCACAAUAUUUUCCUGGCUAAUACCAAUUGCUACAGAUCAAUGGUAAAGAAAGUUUUUAUAUAUGUUAUUUGUUUCUAUGAAGUAAACAAGCUUAUUAAUUAUUAUUUCAUUCCUACCUUAUGAACUUAAAAUGUACUGUUUUUUACUGCAUUUUUAAAAUGAGAAAUUGAGAAUUGGAAUGUCAGUUUUCAAAUCAAAAAUAUUUCAAACCACCUUGGUUUGGUUGAAUCUGAGACCUUACAUCAUAUCAAUGUUAUGAAGAUUUAUUUUAAUACUCAUUGCAUGUUGUGUAAUGGUUAAUAUGUGAGAUUAGUUCGACGCAUGUUUAUACUAUGGAAUCGGAGUACAUUGACGAUAUAUUCUCUUAUUCAUGUAGUCAAGAGUCUAUCAAUAUUGAUAUUGAUAUAUCAAUAUUGAUAGACUCCUGAUGUAGUCUUGAAGGUAUGUAUAUUUUAACAGGGUAUUUCUAAACUCUAUUUGGAUAUUUUAAGCAAGUAUACUUUUACUGUUAUUGUAAAGUAUUCUGCGGUAAUUCUGCAAAAUACAACUUGCUUGCAUGUGCCCACACAGUGACACUGCAUGGCCAAGAUAAUCCAAAUCUUCUAAAAGGUCCCAAAAAGUUCCAAAUGAGUAUUUUAUUGUUGAAUUAUGAGUUAUUGAGAACGAAAUUGUAUACUUAAUCAAUGUUAAUGUUUACCCUCACAUCACAAAUUGUUCCUCUGUUUCUUAAUUAGGGACAAUUGAAUUCAAUGGCUAUAUACAUGCUUAAGACACUUCUUAAUAUUAGCAAAAUAGUAUUUCAAGUAUGAAGUAUUCUGAGAAAUAAAUACUUGAACGUGUUAAAAUUAUAUCUGGUGAUAUAUCUGGUAAAAGUUGCAAUGCAUUACUGCAAUGUAAAUGAUGUAAUGGCUUGUACAAUCGUAACAGAUUGUCCACAUAAAACAAAAAUAAAAAUGAAAAUGUAUGCACAAAAACGUUUAUAUGCCAAGAAUUUAUAAUGUUUUCGUGAGGUAACCAAAUUUUAAUAACAUACUCAGUUUUGCAAGAUUUUUCAGAUUAUACGAGGCAAUAAUCAGGU